This is a messenger RNA of Oncorhynchus gorbuscha (pink salmon), 5185 nucleotides long. RefSeq names its product FA complementation group I (gene fanci). The coding region runs from base 674 to 4522 and encodes 1282 amino acids. Gene Ontology annotation, biological process: DNA repair. The record is from RefSeq and is a predicted model, not a curated record. The transcript has 37 exons. Gene Ontology annotation, molecular function: DNA polymerase binding. NCBI's taxonomy places the organism in Eukaryota, Metazoa, Chordata, Actinopteri, Salmoniformes, Salmonidae.
CUUACAUUGAAUCUCUCCGGACCAAAGCACAAUAUAUAACUAGAAACUGCAAAAACAAGAACGCAAUACCCGGAACCUUCCCUGGCCCAACCUACGUCCCAAAUCAUCGUCCCAAAUCACAUUUUGCAUAGGACAUGAUAGAAGAAUAUCUGCAAUGAUGAGCGAUCACCGCAUUAUUUACCCUCCGUGCAUCGCCUUCUCCAGAUGGUUUCCGUGCUGAGGAUUUGCCUGAAUGUCUUGCAGACGAGCGCAAGGUUUGGAAGCUCUGUGCCCGGCAGCGAGGAGAAUAUUCCCACCAAAAGCUCUGGGGGCAGAUCCAACAGGGACUGCGGGUUCGGUGGUCCGGUGCUUGCACUUUGCCCAUACGAAAGUCUGACAUUUGCACGACCAUAUUCAGCAGUGGCUUCGUGGGCCACACUCCGCCCUGCCGCGGCCGAGGGGUUUUCGGGGCCGCCAGUGACGGCUUGUGUCUUGCCCACAAUCCGCACCCCUUCCUCAUCGUCCAUGUCGGAGUCGCUUCCCUGGUCCUGUUGAUUAUGCCGCUGUCGCCGCCUGCACCUCCGGGACUGACCCACUCCGCAGAGCCUGGCACACACAGCCAUCCGUAGUAGUCACCAAAAGGCUGACCACUGUGGUCACAAACAGUGCAUUGAAGGGGAAGGACAUUGGAGCCAUGGUCAAAUCCAUAUUCAAAGGCUCUCUGCCCAGUGCCCCAGAGGGAGCGAGUCGCAGGCUGCUCCUGUACCAGCACUGCAUCCCCCUGUGUGAGUCUGGAGAUCUCCAGACAGAGGUGGCAUCAGACAUCAUUGGACUGCUGAUGCUAGAGACCCACAACCUGCCCGGCCCCUCCCUGGCACAGCUGGCGUCUCUCUUCGUUGAUGCUAUUAAGUUGGGUAAGAUGGGCAGUGGCAAAUCCCUGGAGCUCUUCCCCACAGUCCUCACUGCACUGGCUGCCACUGAGGCUCUAUCCUAUGGCAAAGGUGAGCUCAGUGGGGAAGAGUACAAGAAGCAGCUCAUCAACAGCCUCUGUUCCAGCAGAUGGGACCCACAGUGUGUGAUCCACUUGACCACUAUGUUCAGGGAUGUGCCCUUGGCACCAGAGGAGCUGCAGUUCCUGGUCGAGAAGGUCCUGAGGAUGUUCCUCAAACUAGACCUGCAGGAGAUCCCACCUUUGGUCUACCAGCUGCUGCUGCUGGCUGCUAAGGGCUGUAAGAAACAGGUCCUGGAAGGAAUCAUCAGCUACUUUAAAGAGCAGGAUCUUCGCCAGAAAGAGGAACAGAAAGAUGGAGAGAGUAUGGACGUGGAGGUUCAGUCCAUUCCUCAGGACCAGCUGAGGCAUGUGGAGGGCACAGCCAUCCUGCACAUAGUUUUUGCAGUGCGGCUUGACCAGGAGCUAGGGAGGGAGUUCCUGAAAAGCGUUAAGGGGUCCCAGGGGGAGCUCUGUCCGUUCAGCAUUGCUCUGCUGCUCUCGGUGGCCAGGAUUCAACGCUACGAGGAGCAGUUGUUUGAUUUUUUGAAGGGGGCGAUCACUAAGGGCUUCAAGGAUGAGCAUCUGCAGCAGGGCUCCAAGUUCCUGCAGGACCUGCUGCCUCAGCGCUGCAGCCUUGCUCAGAUGAUCCUGGACACUGUCAAGAACAGUGUGUUUGGCUGGGACCAUGUGACCCAGGGGCUGGUCCAACUGGGCUUCAUCCUUAUGGACGCCUUUGGCCCCAAGGCAGGACCAUUCGGGAAGACUGCAACCGAAGGGGCCAACGCCACAGCCAAAACACCCACACAACAGGCCUGUCGGCUGGGGGGACACAUCCUCUUGGAGGGCUUCAAGAUGCAUGAGCCAAUCAGGGGUGAGAUUCUGGAGCAAGUCCUGAACCGAUUGGUCACCAAAACGGCCUCCCCUGUCACUCAUUUCAUAGAUCUUCUCUCGGACAUUGUGGUCUCGGCUCCCAUGAUCCUUCUGGAGUCAUCAUCCAAGGUGACAGAGACGUUUGAUCACCUGUCCUACCUGCCACUGGCCACUGUGCAGGGGCUACUCAAGGCUGUCCAGCCUCUGCUGAAGGUCAGUAUGUCCAUGAAGGAUGCUCUAAUUCUCGUUCUGAGGAAGGCCAUGUUCUCCAGCCAGUUGGAUGGGAGGAAGUCUGCGGUGACGGGCUUCCUGCUGCUGCUGAAGAACUUCCGGGUCCUGGGUAGCAUGGCUUCCAGCCAAGCCAGCCAGGCCAUCUCCUCCAGCCAGGUCCAGGUGGACGUUCACUCCCGCUACAACUCUGCUGCCAACGAGGCCUUCUGCCUGGAGAUCCUCAGCAGCCUGCGCCGAUGUCUGGGCCAGCAGGCCGAUGUACGACUCAUGCUCUACGAGGGUUUCCAUGAUGUCCUCCGUCGCAACUCUCAACUAGCAAGCUCCAUCAUGCAGACCCUGCUCUCGCAGGUGAGGCGGUACUAUGAGCCAGAGCAGGACCUUCUGCCCCCAGUGAAGCUGGAGUUAUGCAUCGGUGCUCAAGGAGACCAAGUCUUCCUCCAGGAGCCUCUGGCCCAUCUGUUGAGUUGCACAGUCCACUGCCUGCUGUGGUACCAGGGCAUGCGCCGUUCAGCCCGGCCCAACGCAGGUGGGAGUGACGAUGAUGAUGAUGAAGAGGAAGGGGGAUUUCAAGACGAGCUGCAGAGCAUCCUGGAGAGCAUCACGCGUCGGAUGAUCAAGUGUGAAUUGGAGGACUUUGAGCUGGAUAAGUCGGCUGAAUUCUCCCUGUCCAGUGUGGGGGUGAAGAACAGCAUCUAUGCCGUGCUGGUGAUGGGAGUGUACGAGGUGCUCAUCGAAUACAACUUCACCAAGGCCAACUACAGUAAGAGUCUUUUCGAGGAACUCCUGGAGCUGUUUAGUCGCUAUAACAAGCUGUUUGAGAUCCUGAAGGAGAAGUCUGGAAAGGGCAAGAGCAGCAAGAGCCCUCGAAGCCUGCUGUCUAUGGGCUUUGUGUCAACACUGCUCACUGCACUCUUCAGAGACAGCGCUCAGAGCAGAGAGGAGGCUCUGUUGGUGCUGCGAUCUAGUGGGGACUUCCUGCGUUAUGCUGUGAGCGUGGCUCUGCAAAAGAUGACACAGUUGGAGGAAACUGGACACACUGACGGCCCAGAUGGACAGAACACAGACAAGACCUUCCACCACCUCUGUGACAUCACUAGUGUCUUGAUGUGGCGGUACACCAACAUCCCGUGUGCAGUGGAGGAUGCUGGGAAGAAGGAGAAGCGUUGCAGUGUGUCCCUGCUGUGUCUGGAGGGCUUGCUGAGGAUCUUCAGCACUGGGCAGCAGCGCUACCCAGCCAGGGUGGCCCAGCUCCUUUCUGCCAUCGAUCUCUCUGUGGAGGAAGGGAGUGAUCACGGGCCAGGGAAUGCCAGCGUCACAGAGAAGACUGCUUUCUACAUUCGCCAGUUCCAGAGGGCACUGUUUACCCAGCUGAAUGGAGGGGAGGAGGACUUCAACAGCAAGGAGGCUCAGCUCCUGGUAAACAUCCUGAGUGUGCUCUCACGCCAGCUAGAACCCUCCUCCCAGCAGUUUGUUCAAAUGAUCACAUGGACAGUGAAAAUCUGCAAGGAGACCAGCUUUGAGGACAUAGCGUUCAGUAAAGGCCUGCUCUCCCUGCUCUUCAGUCUGCACGUGCUCUACAAGAGUCCCGUCAGUCUGUUGUGGGAGCUUUGUCAAGACAUACACAGUCAGCUGGGAGACAUCGACCAGGAUUUGGAAGUGGAGAAGCAGUCUCACUUUGCCAUCGUCAACAUGAAGACCGCCUCGCCGACAACACUCCUGGUGCUGUCUCAGGUGGGGAAAGUAUUGGAUGAGGUGGACUGGCUGAUCACCAAGAAGAAAGGCCAAUUGGUCCCUGACAGGCUCAGCUCUGGUGAUGCCACCCAGGCUGCGGGCCAGCAGGACCCAGUGGAGAAGGCGCUGACGCUGCAGCUGGGGACUCUCCUGACGGCCCUGAACGAGCUGGUCCAGACCGCCCUGCCAUCUGGAGUCUGCACCAACACACUGCUGGGAGAGCUGAGCCGUACAUACACCAUCCUCACCACUCUGGUCAAAUAUUAUAUCCAACUGUGCUCAGGCCAACAGGGCCUGCUCCCAGCACGUGUGGAGAAGCUGGUCAAACUGUCCGGCUCUCACCUGACUCCACAGUGCUACUCCUUCAUCACCUACGUGCAGAGUGGUGAGCUGGCCGGUGGAGGUGCAGAUGAUAAAAAGAAGAAGAAAAAGGAGGGGGAGGCCACUGCUACAGCAUCAGCAAAACUCCUACGUGAGACCAAGGCCAUUCCCAAUCUGAUCUACAGUAUAGAACAGUAUGAGAAAUACCUCAUCACCCUCUCCAAGAAAUCAAAGGUGAACCUGAUGCAGUACAUGAAACUGAGCACGUCCAGAGAUUUCCGCAUCAACGCAGCCACUCUGGAGGCAGCGCUGCAGGAGCACGACAACAGUCAGCAAACCAUAGCCUCCCAGGAGCCAGAGCAGAGCCAGGAGCCCAAGAAGAAGAGGAAGAAGCAGUAAUGGAAAUCAAUAAUACCCUGGCCCUUCUAAACCUCUCAGUACACUCCUCUCUUAACCAGUCUGGAGUUGCCCCCAUUCAUCCGGAUGCGUUCUGAUGAUCUGCUGAGUUGGGUCGUGCUCAUUAGGCCACACCGUAGCAAAAUGUUUUGCAUCAGAAAACAAAAAUUUGUGUUUCUUAUUGGACAAGUUCAGAUAGCCCCGCUUUGGACCGUUUUCUUCUAUUUAGUGCCUUAUUAUCAUGAACCUGCAUAGAACCAGUAGUUCCUAUUGACGUCAUUGGUUUGAUGACUCAGUGCCUGGGUUGGGGUAGCUCUGGAGGACCUGUGUAUCUAUCCCAUGAAGCCUCUGGCUACACUAGCUACAUCAUAGAGGACUGCUCGGUUCACCCUGUUAUUUCCCUUUUCCCAGAGAGCCUUUGGUGAUGUCUGAUUUGGUGAAGAGUCAAUCUGUUGUUAUUCUAGGUAUACAUACUGUACAGAGAAAGAUCAAAAAUGAUGUUUUGCAUUAUGAUCAUUUGUUAAAAGCUUUUACUAAGAAGAUUGAGAGCAUGUAAGAGCAUUUCUGCUGUAAUUAUUCAUUUACAGUAAAAAUGCCAUUAUGUAAACAUGUUUGUUACUUUACAAUCUGAAGAAUUAUACAUUAAAUGUAAUUGUGUGAAAUAGA